Messenger RNA from Penicillium lagena, 1182 nucleotides. RefSeq lists its product as uncharacterized. NCBI's taxonomy places the organism in Eukaryota, Fungi, Ascomycota, Eurotiomycetes, Eurotiales, Aspergillaceae. The record is from RefSeq and is a predicted model, not a curated record. The coding region runs from base 1 to 1182 and encodes 393 amino acids. The transcript has 2 exons.
AUGGACAACACCAACAUCCACGUCCAGGAUACAGAAUCGGACUUUGAACCGGGCAAGCACACACCACACGACGAUGACAAGGACAGGGGCGAAGACGACACGAGUUCCCCGCCGCGCAAUGAGCCCUACAUCGUCGCCGGGCUCAGAACCGUCCUACUCGUGGGUGUAUCAUUCGUGCUACUGUGUCUACUCGGUCGAUCUCGACUAGCAUACUGGGUAAGUAGCGUAAUUACAGAUCACAACCCACCACCGCCACCACCAGCUCCGAUUCUAGACGGCACGCCCCCUCGAGACCUAAGUAUCUCCCGCGGAUCCGAUGCCAUAAACGGAGUCUUCCCGCUCUUCGACUCAUUAUCAUUAUCCACCUCCACGGGCGAGAUUCGUGUCACAAUCGUGCCCCAGGGCCUUUCUCACAGCGCCACCCAAUCCACCCCCGCGAAACUGCGGAUCCGCUCUGACUCGGGGAACGUGGUUGUCUCCUUCGCUGCACCAGCCGCAGCGUCAAUCCCAGAGUUUGACACGGAGAUGAGGCAUCAUGUGCAUGAAUAUUCGCACGGGUACAAUCUUCACAACCACGGUGGACAUGCAGAGGUAGUUUCGGCAUUGCCUCCGCCAAGAGAGUAUGAGGUCGACGUCGAGACACGCAGUGGGUCUAUUGCGGGCCGGUUCUUGUUUUCUACUUCGCUGCGCUUGGUGGCGGGUGCUACAGGCGAUGAGCGCGGGUCUAUCAGUGCGCUGCUUAUACCGCUCGUCCUUGAGGAUGAAGAAGCGCACUCUACGGUGAGACACGAGAAUAUCCCGAUUCUCACCCGCACCUGGGCCGGGAACCAGAGUAUUCGAAUCACGGAGCCGGUGGUGCUCGGCGGUCGAACUCACCAUGGGCGGAUAUUUUCUGGUCCGGCCGUUGCGUCACACCUUAGUGGCAAAGGCAGUAUAGAACUAGGGUACCCUACAUCAUGGGCGGGUACGGUUCAUGCUCGGACGGGCAGGAUGGAUGAUCCGGGGAUCUUGCUUGGAGGGAGAGGGGUGGAUGUUCUCGAGCGAGUGGAUGGGGGGGUCAAGGGACAUCGGGUUUGGGAGAGGGAAUCGGAGACGGACGAGAGUAACUGGUGGGGAGCACACGGAGACAUGGAGGUAUCGGCACAGUCCGUGGUAGGGGAGAUAUUUUUUCAUGCUGAUUGA